AUGUCUGACGUGAAUGCUUCUUGUCUCUUCUUGCCUACUGCGAGUUCUCCCUCGCCUUCUCAAAAUUCGUUGACUAUGGGCAAUUCCUCACCAGCAGCGCGCGACGAGCACCAGGAGAACCCGCUACCACAUCCAGAAUCAAGGAAGACUCAAAAGACCGCCGAUCCAAAUCUCGUCGUCUGGGAUCGAGAUGACCCGGAGAAUCCCAUGAACUGGUCGACGGCAAAGAAGGUUUUUAUAUUGACACAACUGGCUUUCCUCGCCCUGGCAGCUUCACUUGGAUCCAGUAUCAUAUCCCCAGCAGAAUCCGACAUAUCCAAGGAAGUCGGUGUUGGCGAUGAAGUCGUGGCCUUGGUAGUCUCGCUCUACAUAGUCGGUUUUGCUCUUGGUCCUAUACUCUGGGCCCCCGUCUCCGAAGUCUGGGGUCGCAGGAUGUCGAUGCUGCCGGCUAUGUUCUGUUUAGGCAUGUUCUCGAUCGGCACAGCUGUCAGCAAGAACACGGCAUCGGUGUUCGUUACGCGUUUCUUUGCCGGGGUGUUUGGCUCUGCUCCCGUCAGCAAUGUGUCCGCCGCAUUAGGGGAUAUCUGGCCACCACGAGUGAGGAACAAUGCAAUGAUGCUAUACGCGGUUACAGUCAUCGGUGAAUAUCUUGAAGCGAUCAUUGUGUUCUCCUCCUUCGGGGUCUCAUUGUUCUUCUUGCCAGAGGUGUACGACCCUGUGCUGCUGGACCGCAAAGCUGAGCGUCUACGCAAGGAGACGGGAAAUCAGGAUAUCUACAACCCACACGAGCAGAUUGAGUUAGACGUCAAAUCGAUCGUGCAGAAACAGCUUGCCCGUCCCCUGCAGAUGCUCUGCACGGAACCGCAAGCAUCUGCAAUCGCGGUCUAUGCUUCGUUCGUCUACGCGCUCCUUUACCUUUGUCCGGAAGUCUUCCCCUUGGUUUUCCAGGAACAUCGGCACUGGUCGCCUGUGGUGGGCUCUCUGCCCUUCCUGGGUCUCUUCAUUGGAGUCCUUUCGGCCACCGGCAUCAUGGGUGUCGGCCAGUCUACUAUAAGCGCCAGGUCGACGCCAAUGGUGGGAAAGCCGUGCCCGAAGCUUGUCUCCACGAUGGCAGUUGGCGGUGUCUUGUUCACAGUUGGGCUUUUCUGGUUCGGCUGGGCUGCACGCCCUGGCAUCCCCUGGAUCGUGCCUGUCAUGGCAACAGGCUUCGUCGGCGGCGGCUUCCUCAUCAUCUUCGGCCAGUGCGUCACCUUCUUGGUUGACACGUACGGGAAAUUCGCCGCUUCGGCUGUGGCGGCGAAUACCAUACUGCGUUCAAUGCUCGCAGCUGGAUUCCCAUUGUUAUCGAACCCUAUGUUCAACACCCUGGGUGUUGGGCCGGGAAUGUCUCUUCUGGGUGGUAUCGCUACACUAGCAAUCCCGAUUCCUUUCUUGUUCAUGAAUGAAUUCGCCGCGGAUAUCAUGACCAUGAUCUCCUUCACCGAGCCCUGGGGUUUCGUUAGAAACAGUCGUGAUGAGCGCGGGAUCCUCGGCAGCUGGCGCAAAGGACUCCCGUUGUUCGGAUUUGCCGGACGAUGCAAUUCCUUUCGGAAAAUCCUGUCCAUCCCUGGUAUAGGGGAGAAGUUCCUUCCCAGCGCUACCGAUAAAGACGGCUUCGGGUAUCUGAUGAAUUGGGCUGACAAGGAAGUAUCCCGUCGUGAAGAGAAGUUGGGCGACGGCUUGACUUCGGAUCAACCAGACUUCCUCCAACAUUGCCUAGAUGCACGAAUGGAUGGAAAGCCCCUCAGCCCAGUCCAAAAGCGAGCCCAUGUAACACUCCUGAUUCAAGCAGGAGCAGACACCACUGGAACCGCGCUCGGAGCCACUCUACGAUUUCUGGCCUUGAACCCCGAGAAGCUGAAACGUGCAUGGGAGGAGAUUGAAGCUGCUGAUCGUGCAGGUAAAUUGUCGGACCCAAUCCAGUACGAAGAAACACGCGAGUAUCUGCCGUUCUUUUGCGCAUGCAUCAAAGAAGCAACUCGAUUAUGCCCGCCUGCCGAUAAUCUCUUUGGCCGCGUGGUUGGAAAGGCCGGUAAAGUGAUCGAUGGGCACUUCCUUCCUCCGGGGACGGAGAUAACGAGCAAUGCAUACGUCGUGCAGCGGGAUCCGGUGCUGUAUGGUCCAGAUCCCGAGGCUUUCCGCCCCGAACGAUGGCUUGACAGCAAAGAGAAAGCAGCCGAAAUGGAGCUUCACAGCUUUGUGUUUGGCAUUGGACCUCGGAUAUGCUUGGGAAAGGACGUCGCCAUCAUUGAAUUGCACAAGCUUCUUCCCGAGAUCAUUCGGCGCUUUGAUAUAGAGCUUGUCACUCCAGGGAGAUUUGUGGUUGCCGGGGGAGUUGCGUAUUUCAACGACUUUAACGUGAAAUUGAUGGCGAGAGAGGAAACAGCUUGA
Molecule: messenger RNA, 2430 nt
Organism: Cladophialophora immunda
Lineage: Eukaryota; Fungi; Ascomycota; Eurotiomycetes; Chaetothyriales; Herpotrichiellaceae
Exons: 5
Coding region: 1-2430 (809 amino acids)
Biological process (GO): transmembrane transport
Molecular function (GO): oxidoreductase activity, acting on paired donors, with incorporation or reduction of molecular oxygen; transmembrane transporter activity; monooxygenase activity
Source: RefSeq, a predicted model, not a curated record